Molecule: messenger RNA, 1456 nt
Organism: Nilaparvata lugens (brown planthopper)
Lineage: Eukaryota; Metazoa; Arthropoda; Insecta; Hemiptera; Delphacidae
Product: torso-like protein
Exons: 4
Coding region: 92-1114 (340 amino acids)
Source: RefSeq, a predicted model, not a curated record
AUUGACUAAACGUUUGAAUGGAGAUCUGAAUCAAACCAAACCACUCCAGUUAAACAAUUGUUCGAAGAAAACUCACUUUUCCACCAUCAAAAUGGGUAAUACAGUACUAUCGCAAGCUUUCCCGAGCUAUUUCAAGAUUUUCCAAAUCCUGUUGGUUUUCUCAGCAGUCGAUACCUGUUUCGCCAACAUCAGGAUUGGAUUUGGCAUCGAUGUGUUCAAGUAUUGGGGAGAUCUGGGUAGUUACUUUAAUGACGAUCACAAGCAGGUCUUGUCGCCUGUCUUCAAGAAACCUUAUGCCGUUAAAAGGCAUUUGGAGUUGGAAGAUAAAACCGUGAUCAGAGGAGCUUUCCAGAUAGAGCUAUGCCGUGAUGUGCCCCAGCUCUUGGAGGCUUUCUUUAGACCUUACAUUGUAGAGAGGUCAUCAAAGUCAUGGAAAAUAUUCUCUUCAAAUUGGAGCAAAUCCCGUAUAUCAGCCACAAUGGGAGUGAAUUCGACCUACUUGACAAGUCAGUACGGCUUUGCCUACAUCAGGAUAUCCAGAUACCAGGAGGCGUUCACUCUGGACCCAACCAUUAGACGUAAGAAGGAUCUGUUGCCUCAUGUGGCCGUCAAUACAUACACAGUCAUGUCUAAGGACUCGAAAAGUGUGAUGGACUUCUUCACCAAUACUGGUUCACACUAUAUUCAGUCCUAUGUGACUGGGGAUGCUCUCUAUCAGGUGUUCGUGUUCUCAGUGCCGAAUUUCCUGAUAAUCCAAGACGAAUUCCGCAUUCACGGGCCGAAAAACAUAUCAGCGGACACUCUAUCCAAGUACAUGUCACCCUACUACGCUGAAAACGUGGGCGAUAUCAUGGUAGCCAGCGGCAACCCAGCCCUCAAAUCAUGGGCAUCCAAACACUUUCUGAUGCAAAUUUCAUUCCUCACCUAUCCCAGCCUAGUCAAACUACAAAUAAUGCCUGGAUUAGCCGGCAAAAUGGACCCACUGCUAGGGAAUAAAACUGUUCUACAACUCGAAUUGAAAAGUUUGGAGUUCGCUUUUAGGGACCCCAAAAAGAAACGAUGGUACCAGAGAUCGCUGGAUAAUUAUUUGAAGCUUUGGGAGGAGAAUGGAUGAACUUUCAAGUAGUAUUUGAGAGGGAAAAGAUUUUCGACGUUGAUUUUGUUGUCAGAUCAAACGGGUAAUGAGGAAGAUUGUGGUAUCUCAACUGAUAACACAUGCUAAACUUAGGCUGUGAUACUAGCAUGCUAUUCUGCUAGACACAUGUUAGGACCUGCCAACUAUAUGUGAGGAAUGUUUCAUUGGUAAUCAUAUAAUUCUUCUUGCACUUAAUACCAACUGAGUAGAAUUAAAUGUGAUGUUGUUUUUGAAUGAAUAUAGAGACUUCUUUAAUGGAGAGUGGGAUUUGUGGUACUGUAUUUAAAAUACUUUUUGUGUAGUUGAGAAGUUGAUAUUGUG